This is a messenger RNA of Gossypium arboreum, 5093 nucleotides long. RefSeq names its product RNA polymerase II C-terminal domain phosphatase-like 3. Gene Ontology annotation, molecular function: RNA polymerase II CTD heptapeptide repeat phosphatase activity. The coding region runs from base 529 to 4347 and encodes 1272 amino acids. Lineage: Eukaryota; Viridiplantae; Streptophyta; Magnoliopsida; Malvales; Malvaceae. Gene Ontology annotation, cellular component: nucleus. The record is from RefSeq and is a predicted model, not a curated record. The transcript has 12 exons.
CACUACGCUUAACUAUUCCAAGUUACAUCAUACUAGCGCUCACCAAGGAACAACCUUUUUUUUAGGUUUUAUAGAUGCUGACGUGUGUGGCCCAGAUUUAAACUUCUUGCGUGUCCUAGAUUCCCCAUCUUCCUUAUAACGUUUGUCGCCACCAUCUUCAAACCCUCAAAAUGAUCAUCGCCAGAUCUGAGUUCAAAUCUUUGAGAAAAUUAAGAGAAAAUUUCAAUUUAAUUUGGUCUGGGAACCUGACCUUAAUCUAUCGGCGUUAAAGCAUUUACUCUAGACCAAUUGCGUGCGAUAUUUUCUUUUUGAUUUUCUGUUUCUAGCCAGAAAUUGCGCUAGAUCUAGUGAAGAAAAUUUCGUCGAUUUUUGGUUUUCGUUUGACGAGCUAGGGAUUUGGCAUCGAUUUAUUUCAUUUUUUUUUAUUGGAAAAAAGGAACUGGUUUUAUAAAUAUAUGUUUGGUUUUGGGUCUAAUCGGAUUGAUUGGAGUAAAUUAAAAGAAAAGAAAAAGGGAAACCCUAGGUCAGAUGGGAAAAGAUGAAAUCAAAUUGGAGGAUGUUGAAGAAGGUGAAAUUUCGGAUUCCGCUUCGAUAGAGGAGAUCAGUGAAGAAGAUUUUAACAAGCAAGAGGUUAAGAUUUUGAAGGAAUCGAAAUCGUCGAAAGGAGGGGAAGCGAAUUCGAAUUCUAGAGUUUGGACAAUGCAGGAUCUGUGCAAAUACCCUUCGGUUAUUCGAGGGUAUGCUUCGGGUUUGUAUAAUUUUGCUUGGGCACAAGCAGUUCAGAACAAACCUCUCAAUGAUAUUUUUGUUAAGGAGCUUGAACAACAACCACAACAAGACGAGAACAACAACUCCAAGCGAUCGUCACCCUCGUCUUCGGUGGCUUCUGUAAAUAGCAAAGAGGAGAAGGGCUAUAGCGGAAAUUCAGCUGAUAGAGUUGUGAUUGACGAUGAUACUGGGGACGAGAUGGAGGAAGACAAGAUUGUGAAUCUUGACAAAGAAGAAGGGGAGUUGGAGGAAGGGGAGAUUGAUUUGGAUUCAGAACCAGUGAAAGAAAGGGUUUUGAGUAGUGAGGAUGGUAAUGUUGGUAUCUCGGAUGAGUUGGAAAAGCGAGUUAACCUGAUUCGGGGAGUACUGGAAGGGAUUACUGUGAUUGAAGCAGAGAAAUCGUUCGAAGUAGUUUGUUCUAGACUGCAGAAUGCUUUGGAGAGCUUGCGAGGAUUGGUAUUUGAAUAUGGUGUUCCCACAAAGGACACCCUUAUUGAACUGGCAUUUGGAGCAGUUAAUUCUGCAUUCGUUGCUCUGAAUAGUAAUUUGAAGGAGCAGAAUGUGUCCAUUUUAUCAAGGCUACUUUCUGUCGUAAAGGGUUUUGAUCCUCCUCUGUUUCCUCUUGACAAGAUGAAAGAGAUAGAGGUGAUGCUGCUAUCGCUGAAUUCCCCUGUUAGAGCAAUUGACUCGGAGAAAGAGAUUAAGAUUGUUAAUAAGAAGGAUCCUGAUGCUUUAGCUGAAAAUGUUGGUCAUGAUUUGACCGUCACAAAUAAGUUGCCUUUAUCUGUUGACUCCGAAAUUCAUAAUAUGCCAAGUAUGUUAACAGAAGCUUUGAAGCCUGGAGUACCUAAUUUUAGGAACAAAGGUCUUUCACUACCCCUGCUAGACCUUCACAAGGAUCAUGAUGCAGACAGCCUUCCUUCGCCUACUCGAGAAACAACACCAUGUUUACCUGUACUCAGGCCAUUGACUACUGGAGAUGGUAUGGUUAGAUCUGGAUCUAUGAUGGCUAAGGGUUUGCCUGAUGAAGAACGUAAUAAAAUGCAUCCUUAUGAAACGGAUGCCCUCAAAGCCUUUUCCAGCUAUCAAAGAAAAUUUGGUCGAGGUUCUUUCUUUUCAAGUGAUAGACUUCCUAGCCCAACCCCUUCUGAAGAAUCCGGUGAUGAGGGUUGUGAUACUGGUGGGGAGGUUUCUAGUUCCUCCAGCAUUGGUAAUUUUAAACCAAAUCUGCCUGUUAUGGGGCAUCCAAUUGUUUCCUCGCCACCUCAUAUUGAUAGUGCCAGUUUGACUUCCAGCAUGCAGGGACAGUUUACAACUCAAAAUGCCACACCUGUGACCGUGAGUUCUGCAUCUAGUAUACUGUCAAAAGCUUCAGCAAAAAGCAGAGACCCUAGACUUCGGUUUGCCAACUCUAAUGUGAGUGCUUUGGAUCUAAACCAACGGCCCUUGCAUAAUGCAUCUAAAGUGCCACCUGUUAGUGUAAUAAUGGAUCCAAGAAAGAAAAAGAGCACGGAAGAACCUGUUCUAGAUGGUCCUGCACCCAAAAGACAGAAGAACGAGUUGGAAAAUUUUGGGGUUAGGGAUGUUCAAGCUGUGUCUGGAAAUGGUGGGUGGUUAGAGGACACUGAUAAUUGUGGGUCUCAGAUAACAAACAGAAACCAAACCAUGGAGACUUUGGAUUCCAAUUCCCGGAAAAUGGAACAUGGAGUAACUUGUUCAAGUACUCUAAGUGGGAAAACCAAUACGACUGUCAAUAAAAAUGAGCAGGUGCCACUGACAGGCAUGAGUAACCCUUCUUUGCCUGCUUUGUUGAAAGAUAUUGCAGUAAAUCCUACCAUGCUGAUAAAUAUACUUAAGAUGGGACAACAGCAGAGAUUACCAUCUGAAUCCCAGCAUAAAACUCCUGAUGCUCUAAAAAAUACAUUGUAUCAGCCAAGCUCAAAUCCAGUUCUGGGAGUCGUUCCCCCAGGAAAUGUUAUUCCCUCGCCCUCUGUUAACGUUGUUCCCUCAACCUCAUCUGGUACUUUGUCAAAACCUGCAGGAAAUCUUCAGGGUCCUCCUUUGGACGAGUCUGGCAAAAUUCGCAUGAAACCUCGUGAUCCCCGCCGUGUUCUCCAUGGCAACGUGCUUCAAAAGACCAGUAGCGUAGGACCUGAUCAAUUAAAAACAAAUGGGACCUCCCCUGCAUCAAGUACCCUGGGAAGCAAGGACAAUAUGAAUGCCCAAAAACAGCUUGAGAAUCAGAUAGAAGCUAAGCCAAUACAAUGUCAGCUUGUUCCACCCCCAGAUAUUACCCAGCAAUUUACCCAAAGUCUGAAAAAUAUUGCUGGUAUGAUGUCUGGUCCGCAAUCAUUUGCCAGUCUGCCAGCAGUGUCCCAGAAUUUAGUCUCCCAACCAAUACAAGUGAAGUCUGAAACCACGGAUAAGAACACGAAAGGUUCUAAUUGUGAGGAUCAGCAGACUGGGACUGGUACAGCGCCUGAAGUAGGUGUAACAUGUCCUCCUCCUUCACAGAAUGCAUGGGGAGAUGUCGAACAUCUCUUUGAAAAAUAUGAUGAUCGGCAAAAGGCAGCUAUCCAGAGAGAAAGGGCAAGGAGGAUAGAAGAGCAAAAGAAAAUGUUUGCUGCUCGCAAACUCUGUCUUGUCCUGGAUCUGGAUCAUACACUUCUUAAUUCAGCCAAAUUUAUUGAAGUAGACCCAGUGCAUGAAGAAAUCUUAAGAAAGAAAGAGGAACAGGAUCGUGAAAAACCACAGAGACAUCUUUUCCGCUUUCACCAUAUGGGAAUGUGGACCAAAUUGCGACCUGGAAUCUGGAAUUUCUUAGAGAAGGCUAGUAAGUUGUAUGAGCUGCAUCUUUAUACGAUGGGAAACAAACUUUAUGCAACGGAGAUGGCAAAAGUGCUUGACCCGAAAGGGGUUUUGUUUGCUGGACGAGUUAUUUCUAGGGGUGAUGAUGGUGAUCCCUUUGAUGGUGAUGAGAGGGUUCCCCGGAGUAAGGAUCUUGAAGGGGUUCUGGGUAUGGAAUCAUCUGUGGUUAUCAUUGAUGACUCUAUGAGAGUCUGGCCUCAUAAUAAACUUAACUUGAUUGUUGUAGAGAGGUAUACUUAUUUUCCUUUUAGUAGGCGCCAAUUUGGUCUUUUAGGUCCAUCUCUUCUUGAGAUAGACCAUGAUGAGCGACCUGAAGAUGGGACUUUGGCUUCUUCUUUGGCGGUUAUUGAGAGAAUACACCAGAAUUUCUUUUCACAUCAGAAUUUAGAUGAUCUGGAUGUUAGAAAUAUCCUAGCAACAGAACAAAGGAAGAUUUUGUCUGGUUGUCGUAUAGUAUUUAGCAGGGUGUUUCCUGUAGGUGAAGCCAAUCCUCACCUACAUCCACUGUGGCAGACAGCGGAGCAAUUUGGGGCUGUGUGCACAAAUCAGAUAGAUGAGCAUGUUACACAUGUGGUGGCUAACUCUCUCGGAACAGACAAGGUGAAUUGGGCUCUAUCUACUGGAAAAUUUGUUGUUCACCCGGGCUGGGUGGAAGCAUCAGCACUGCUCUAUCGGAGGGCAAAUGAGCAUGACUUUGCCAUUAAACCAUAAAUAAUCACCACCUCCCUAAUCAUUUUCCUGAUAAAACUAAUACCUGAUAAAAAUCAAGAGUCAAAUACAUGAAAGUGGGAGAUGGAAAACCGUCAGGUAUUUUUUGGGGUUGGUUGACGUUGGGAUGGAGAGCACCCCCCGUGAUUUUCACUUUUUAACACAUUGUCCACUCUCUUUGGUUGGCAAUUGCAGACUUCCCCUUCGAUUGCCAACCUGAUGAAAGGAGUUACAUGAACCGGUUUGAUUUUGACAGAGUGCAUAGAAAUUUUUUUCUGCCCUUAGAGCUGCAAAUUCCCCUUAAUGAUGGCUUUUUAGGAUUUGAAAAGAUGACCUGGUUGAGCAUGGUUAAAAGGGCAGCUUUCAUUAAUGCUCAACUCUCUUGCGGUACUAAUAAACUGACAAAUGCCUAAUUUUGUAAAAAUGAAAUGCAAUUAAUUGAAGGGAAAAAAAUAGUUGAAAGGAGUGAGUGUUAAGAAGUAAAAUGAAAUCAAAGAUGAUUAGAAAUGAAAGGAAUGUCAAGAGAGGAGAGCUUGAUGGUCGCCAACCAAAUAGGUUGGGGUGAUUGAGCAGAUGGGAGCCAACCAAAUAGGUUGGGGUGAUUGAGCAAAUCGGAGUAGGUACGGCGUGGGAUUUAGGGGCUGUACUGUCUAGCAUUGAAACAUAAGAAUCUCAACAGAUAGUGUUUUUAAUUCUAAUGUAAUAUAUUAUUUAUUAUUAUUCAUUAUUAUUUGUUUUGUGGUUGUUAA